UUCUACAUCCCCCUCUCUUGUUAAAUAAAAGUGCCACCACUGAAAUACGCCUGUUACUUCCUGCCUCGUUGGGUGUUUGUCUGUCUUUUUCGAAACCAUCAUAGAGCAUUUUCUUUUAGUGCAAGAUAUUGAGUACCACUGCACCUCACCUGCCUGUCUACCAGCCCAGAUCAGCCCACAGUACCACUGCUGUUCACCUGCUUGUCUAUCUGUCCACGAUGAAGCUCAUCUUGACUCUCUCUCUCAUCUGCAUUCACUUCUGCUCAGUUGAGAUGCUGCAGUGUUUCAACUGCACUGAUGCAGCAUGUACAAACUCUUCUUUAGUUACCUGUCCAGCCUCAAAUGAAAGAUGUCUCACUGCAACCAGAACCAUAAAAGGUCCCGAUAAUACCACCGUGGUACUCAAAAUGUGUUCACCAUCCUCCAUCUGUGUAACUCCUCUUAACACUGAAGUCACAGUGUCAGGGAACUUGGGCAUCAUAAGGGCUGCCUCUAACCAGCUCUGCUGUAACACCAAUGGGUGCAACAAUGAAACUCUGUCUGCCCCGAGUUCACUGGCUAACGGAAGACAAUGUACCUCCUACAGCAGCUUCCAAGGUGUUGUGCAUAACAGCACUGUGGCCUGCCUGGGGGUGGAGGACCAGUGCUUGAGCUUCAGCAGCAAUGCAAGACACCAAUUGCUGGGCCUCACCAUCAGCAAAAUCAUCUGAUGGGAACAGUUGUGAGCACCUCUACCAUCUGAGGCCGGAGAUGAGGAGCGCCCAGGAGUUUGCACUGGAGUUUAGGACCCUGGCUGCCGGCGCUAGAUGGAGCAACAGGGCCCUGAUCGAUCAUUACCGCUAUAGUCUACGUGAGGACGUCCGUCGGGAGCUGGCCUGCAGAGACACCACCCUCACCUUUGACCAGCUGGUAGACCUAUCCAUCCGGCUGGACAACCUGCUGGCUACUCGUGGACGUCCAGAUCGGGGUCUGAUUGUUUCAUCCUCCCGCAUACCCUCUCCGAUACCCAUGAAACUGGGAAAGGUGCGCAGGGAGACCGGAGGGGGUUACCGCUUGUGCACCAUAUGUGGCCGCAGAGGUCACACUGCUGGUCGGUGCCGGGUUGUUUCCUCUGAGAAUCGAGGUAGCAAGCAGAGCAUUCUGGCGUCACCCCAGGUGAGUAGGCACCAUUCUCAUCUAGAGCCCUCUGUUGCACAUAUGUUUGUCUCUGUUACUUCUCCUGAAUUUUCCCCACGUUCACAGCAUAAGGCUCUAGUAGAUUCAGGCGCGGCUGG
Messenger RNA from Oncorhynchus tshawytscha (Chinook salmon), 1274 nucleotides. RefSeq names its product phospholipase A2 inhibitor gamma subunit B. The record is from RefSeq and is a predicted model, not a curated record. Bases 219 to 710 code for a protein of 163 amino acids. The transcript has 6 exons. Lineage: Eukaryota; Metazoa; Chordata; Actinopteri; Salmoniformes; Salmonidae.